CGAUCGGUUCGAGAGCUUUUACAUCCUCGACUUCGUCCUGCACCGGCGGCCACUCUAUCCGUCUGACGGCGUUUAACGGAGCUGCUGCGAUGCUCUGGGUCGCCGAUGCGAUUCGCGUCUUUCUAUUGUGACGCGGCGAUAAAUCAUCAUCACCGUCAUCUUCGUCCCGAAAUGUACACCUCUGCGGCGGACGCCGACAUCGUCAUCGUCAUCGACACCAGACCUUCUUCCGUUCGCUUCCUGGGCUGAGCUGAUAGUGCGCCUGUGCAGCGGCUUGCGCGAUUCCAGGAUAGCCGCGAUUCUUUCCCCGUCACACCGGGGAGACCCUGACUUUGAAUAAACGCGCGCCGAACUCUCGAACUACGUUACACGGUUAUUGCGCUAUCGCCGAGUGACUAACGUCCGGGAGUAGUUACGCGGGUGAAAAUUAAAAAAAAAAAAAAAAAAACAAAAAAAGCAUCGACUCCGUAAAGUGCAUCGAGUUUCUCGCCCGGCGUCGAAUCCUCGCCGACUGGUUUUAUAUCCGAAUCAUUCGACUAUCACGGAUGAUUUACCGCAAAGUCAAGAACCCCGAGAGGGCGUGAAUCGGACCUUUACUCGCGCAGUAAUAAAGGCAGUGCCCUAGUUCUACUUGCGGAGCGCGUGUUUUCCCGCAGGCAUCAUUACUCAGUGCGCGAAGAACGAGCGAGCUGGCGAGCCAGAUGUCUAAGUUGUGUAUAGUUAUCUCAUAGAUCGCGCACCGCUCUACGGGAAGAUAAUAACAACACGUCGGAUAGGCGUAAGAUAAGAAGAUAAGUAGAUGAAUAGAUGGUCGGCGAGGUGAAGGGGGAGUCGAGAGUUGCCGGGAUGUCGUCGCGUUGCGCGGAUGUCAUGGUGCAGAGGCGCGUCGGCGCGUGAGUGUGUGACGUCGUCGUUCCGACGUCGAGACGCUGAUCCGUCGGUCCGUCGGUCCGUCGGGUUGAUAGGACGGAUAGGACGGGAACGGCUCGAGUCCGGGUUGGGGUGGCGUACGUGGCGUGCGCCGUCCCUGCUUGCGGGGCUGAAAAGCAAGUGCAGUGUGCCGAAAACGCGAGGUGGUUUCGUCGUCGGUCCCUGCACCUCGUACUCAUAACGGGCGACAGAGAAGGUGAGAGAAGGCGAGAAAGAGAGAAAGAGAAGGAGAGAGCUCGAAAAAGCUCGCCGGUCGUUGCGGUGCCGAGCGGCGAGGAAUCGGAGCGGAGAGCGACGCAGAUCAGCCGGAUCACCGGAGGAAGAGAGUUGGGGAGAAGAAACGCAGGAGAAAACCGUCACGCCAGCGAAACGAUUGUUCUCCUUCGUCUCCGGAGGAGCAACGAAGAAUCCGCUGAUUAUCCAUUUUUUUUUUUUUUUUUUUUUUUCCUCCGCACGCAUCUUCUCUCAUCCCUUGUCGCGACCCCCUUCGGCGUUACUAAUUUCAAUAUUUGCAACGCACGCACACCUACGCACACCCGCAAACGCACACGCACGCGUACGCAGCAGUGCGUUGAUAUGGUCAGCUGUGUGCGGACCGCGGUGUUGAAGAUACGCCGCUGUGAAAUAUCAGGAAAUGCGCCCUAGGCACAACGCGACGUUUAUCGACAGGGACACCCUACGGCAUCGAAAUGUUCGCGUACGGUUUCGAGAUCACAUAGGCAUGUAAUACAUUAUAAUCAAAUGUGCGGCGUGUGCCUUGUGUAAUUUCACGGUGAAAAUCUGGCGUAAACGGUGCCGCGGUGGGUCAGGGAUCAUGGCGUCGGUCUCGGCCGAGACACCAGCCAGCCAUGGGCACAGCUUCAGUAAGAAAACGUUUCACAAACCCACCUACUGUCAUCACUGCACGGACAUGCUCUGGGGCCUCUUACAGCAGGGGUACACCUGCGAAGUCUGCAACUUCGUGGUGCACGACCGCUGUCUCAAGACCGUCGUCUCUCCCUGCUCCAGCAUCGCGGCAAGCCUGAUCAAGAACCCGGUUGCACAUUGUUGGUCGGAACAAGUGCACCACAAAAGAAAAUUCUGCAAUGUAUGUCGUAAACGCCUCGAGGAUAGCCCAUCGAUUCACUGUGAGAUAUGCGAGUACUAUGUGCACACGGAUUGCCAGGAUUUUGCGGUUGCCGAUUGCAAGGAGAACGCGACUUACCUGCCAGGGAAGGAUUUAGCUUCGGUGCGUCACACCCAUCAUUGGCGGGAAGGGAAUCUUCCCAGUAAUUCGAAAUGCGUGGUAUGCAAGAAGACUUGCUGGUCGGCGGAAUGUCUUUCUGGAUAUCGGUGCGAGUGGUGUGGCAUGACGUCGCAUGCCUACUGCCACAAGAACAUACCGCCGGAGUGCACGUUUGGAAAUUUGGAGCCAAUAUACCUGCCUCCGCAUGCAAUCAGUAUACCUCGCACCGAGGUCCCUAUGGAGGCGAUCAUUGGGGUCCAGGUGCGUCGCAAGGAAGUUCUCGCGCGUGAGUAUUCUUGCCAUUACACUGGAGAGCAAUUCGAUUUCGCUGAGAGUGAACAAAUUGGGGGCGAAGGCCACCUUGCCGCAGCUUUGAGGCGCCUUUCACUAGUUUUGCAUCGUAGCUGCCAUGGAAAUUGUCAUGCUUCCCCUCCUUAUGUUCGAGCACGUAAUAUUUCAGAGGAAUUCAGCAGCGGAGACGCUCGGAAUCGAGACAAUGAUGAACCGGCGCAGCAAAGCGGUGCUCACAGCCGGGAUUCCAGGCCCCAGAAAGAAAAGGACGACAGAGACGAAGAGAUGAUCAAAGUUUACGAUGGCAAUAUUUCUGCGAGGCGUCGGAUAUUUCGAGUUAUCAACGUCCCUCGUCAAGCCAGUAUCGACCAGGUCCUCACCAUAGCUCUAAGAGCAUUCCACAUAACGAAAGAUCUGAAAAACUUUUACCUAACUGACUUGUACGCCGCCGACGAAGCUCGUUUGUGUGAUCCAACACCCAUUAAUAACUUACAGCGGAAGGAAGGCAAGCGUCCGGCUGUCUUUCUGCGUUUUAAGGACAACGAGUGUGGCGAGGUACGAGUCUACCCAGGUAAACUUCAGGUGUCUGAGGCAUUCUGCAACGUCCCUGUUGACGAAGGAAGUACCGUCACCGAUCUUAUUCGGGAAGCUCUUCUUCGGUUUGGACUUGAAAAUUUCAAAUGCGAGGAAUAUCGCUGCAGCGAGAUUUUACUGGAUCGUGGUGUAGUUACGGAACGGGUGCUGUCCUGGAACGAAAAACCUUGGGACAUCGUAAAGCUACUUGGAAAGGACUCGAUCCGUCAAAUGGAAUUGAUGAGGUUUUACCUUCAGUUGAAACAAGAUCCUCACGGGCCGAAUCUGGCGUUAUUUGUCGGAAAUCUUCCACCCAAUCUUUCAGAACGUAAUUAUGAGAAUAUGUUGACGGAGUUCUUGGGUAAAGAAAAUAAAUUUUCAUCCAUUGGCCCAAUUUAUUACGAGUAUGGAUCAAUGGUGAUUAUAUACGAGGAUUCAAACAAGGCCGUAAAGGCAUUGUACACAUUGCGCGAAUCAAAAUACGAAGACAAACACCUUUUAGUAAUGCUUCUGCCCAGCAUCGAGCCGAGUAUGGUACCGCCUGGUGUUCAGCCUCUACUUGUAUUUGUAAAUGUCAAGUCUGGUGGAUGUCAGGGUCUGGAAUUAAUUUCCAGUUUUCGAAAGCUUUUGAAUCCAUACCAAGUGUUCGAUCUGGAUAACGGAGGCCCCCUUCCCGGACUGUACGUUUUUCGGCAUAUAAGAAAUUACAAGAUUCUUGUGUGCGGAGGCGACGGAACAAUAGGCUGGGUAUUGCAAUGCCUUGAUAACGUUGGCCAAGAUAGCGAGUGUUCUUCGCCGGCAUGCGCAAUUGUUCCUUUGGGAACUGGCAACGAUUUGGCAAGAGUUUUGCGCUGGGGUUCCGGGUACACGGGUGGAGAAGAUCCGCUGAGUUUAUUGCGGGACAUCAUCGAUGCCGAGGAAAUAAAGUUGGAUCGAUGGACGGUGGUUUUCCACCCGGAAGAUAAGGAGGAUAAAUCUCAGCAAGUUCCCAAUGCCGCAGUUGCUGGUUCAACGAGCGAAGAUAAUACCCAAAUAUUUGUAAUGAACAAUUACUUUGGUAUCGGAAUCGACGCCGAUCUGUGUUUGGCCUUUCACAAUGCGAGGGAAGAAAAUCCAAACAAGUUCAACAGUCGAUUCCACAACAAGGGAGUAUACGUUAGAAUGGGAUUGCGCAAGAUGGUCGGUCAGAAACUCUGUAAAGACUUGCACAAGCAAAUACGAUUAGAAGUCGACGGAAAACUAGUAGAAUUACCGCAGGUCGAAGGCAUCAUUAUACUGAAUAUUUUGAGUUGGGGCUCUGGCGCUAAUCCGUGGGGUCCGGAGAAAGAGGAUCAGUUCAACAAACCGAAUCACUGGGACGGGGUGUUGGAAGUAGUUGGAGUUACAGGUGUGGUACACCUGGGACAAAUACAGUCUGGUCUUCGCUCCGCUAUGAGAAUAGCUCAAGGUGGACAUAUAAAAAUUCAUCUACACUCAGACUUGCCAGUUCAGGUAGACGGAGAACCCUGGGUUCAGAGUCCAGGCGAUGUUGUAGUCCUGAAGUCUGCGUUGAAGGCAACCAUGUUGAAGAAAAAUAAGAUCAAGCGUCGGAAUACCGAACCGUCGAUUCUACCUGCUAAUGGGGAGGGGGGCAAGAGCACGGACGAGUAAAUCAACCAUUCUGCAGCUUGCAACUAGUCAGUUGUUUGAUCAUUCGUUGUAAGGUGCGCGAUCCCUACCUAGACUCCUCCGUGCGUAUAUAAAAUAUACAUGUAUAUAUACAUAUAUAUAUAUAUAUAUAUACACAUACCUAAUACAUACAUAUAUGUAUAUUAAUAAUACGCGCAAUGCACGGGAGGGGAGUUUCGGAGUGAUCCCACUGAUAAAAACGUCAGACAGACCUCUCGUACGAAGAUUGUUCCUCGGCGCAUGCAACCCUUUCACUCCACAUCCGAAUCUUACCAAUUGCCCAACGCAGUUUAUGCUUUCCGUAUUUUAUCGAUUAGCCAUGCAUUCUUCCAAUUAGUAAAUAUUUUAGCUUUAACUAUGUAAAUUUAUUUCAUUUUUUCUCGAUACGUCGUUUACAUAUUUGUCGAAUUAUUAUUAUUAUCAUCAUUAUUUGAAAGAAAAAAAAAAAAAAGAGCAAACUCAUAUUAUUAUUAUUAUUAUUAUUAUUAUUAUUAUUAUUAUUAUUAUCAUCACUAUCAUUAUUAUUGCAUAUAAUUAUCAAUUCUGGUGUUGUGAACGAAACCGCUAUUUUCUUCGACAUUCGCAUUGACAAUUGUUAUCGAUCGAUCGUUCGUUCGUUCGUUCCUCUGUGCAUCCUCCUGAUCCUAUCCCUUCCUAGGCCACGAUGCUGAAGAAGGUGAAGAGUAAAAUGAAGAGGCGAAAUACAGAGCCCAGCAUGCAGUUAGCGCUUCAAGCUGGACCCUCGAACGAUCCGGAUAUCGAGAACUUCUGAAUCAACGCUUCUUAUCGUACGCACGGAGCUGGAUCGUCGACGAGUAUUAUUUCGCUACAUUAACAUACCUAUACAUUAAUAAAAUUGAUCACAGAUUCAAUUGUGAUUUGAACGGCCUCGAUACGUGCUGUCGUCAAAAAACGGUUACGCUAUUGUUAAACUACACGCAUAAGUACUUA
This is a messenger RNA of Neodiprion fabricii, 5638 nucleotides long. Its product is annotated as diacylglycerol kinase theta. Gene Ontology annotation, biological process: lipid phosphorylation; intracellular signal transduction; diacylglycerol metabolic process. Gene Ontology annotation, molecular function: ATP-dependent diacylglycerol kinase activity; RNA binding. The record is from RefSeq and is a predicted model, not a curated record. NCBI's taxonomy places the organism in Eukaryota, Metazoa, Arthropoda, Insecta, Hymenoptera, Diprionidae. The transcript has 18 exons. The coding region runs from base 1745 to 4669 and encodes 974 amino acids.